Messenger RNA from Gossypium arboreum, 1863 nucleotides. RefSeq names its product polypyrimidine tract-binding protein homolog 3. NCBI's taxonomy places the organism in Eukaryota, Viridiplantae, Streptophyta, Magnoliopsida, Malvales, Malvaceae. Gene Ontology annotation, cellular component: nucleus. Bases 257 to 1573 code for a protein of 438 amino acids. The transcript is spliced from 15 exons. The record is from RefSeq and is a predicted model, not a curated record. Gene Ontology annotation, molecular function: mRNA binding. Gene Ontology annotation, biological process: regulation of RNA splicing.
UGAUUUGAAAAUUCAAUUUAGAAUGGGGGUGGGCCGGGGGAAGAGAAGAGGGGAUUAGGGCGAAAAGAGGAAAGUGGAAAAGAGGAAAGAGGAUAGGGCAAAAAUAAAAACAUGCGAACAAACACUCUCUCAACUUCUCUCUGAUUCCCUCUCUUCUCUUCUCUUCUCCUCUCCUCUUCGAUUCUUUCCUUUCCUUUCCCUCCACUUUCUCUCCAAUUUUCCUUUCUCUUUCCCUCUCUUUCUCAGGUCCUUGCAAAUGGCGGAAGCUUCUAAAGUCAUUCAUGUUCGCAACGUUGGCCAUGAAAUUUCUGAAAAUGAUUUGCUUCAACUUUUCCAGCCAUUUGGAGUGAUAACAAAGCUUGUAAUGCUCCGUGCAAAGAAUCAGGCUCUUCUCCAAAUGCAAGAUAUUCCUUCAGCCAUCAAUGCAAUGCAGUUCUACACUAAUGUUCAACCAACUAUCAGGGGGAGGAAUGUGUAUGUUCAAUUCUCAUCACAUCAAGAACUGACAACCAUGGAUCAGAAUGCUCAAGGACGAGGUGAUGAGCCGAAUCGAAUCCUCCUGGUCACAAUCCAUCAUAUGCUUUAUCCUAUUACUGUGGAAGUGCUACACCAGGUUUUCUCACCUCAUGGAUUUGUGGAGAAGAUUGUCACAUUUCAGAAGUCGGCUGGCUUUCAAGCCCUGAUCCAGUAUCAAGGACGCCAGAAUGCUAUCUCAGCUAGAACUUCUCUUCAGGGCCGUAAUAUUUAUGAUGGCUGCUGCCAGCUUGAUAUACAGUUUUCAAACCUUGAUGAAUUACAAGUCCAUUAUAAUAAUGAGCGAUCAAGGGAUUUCACAAACCCAAAUCUCCCGACAGAGCAGAAGGGCAGAUCAUCACAGCAUCCUGGGUAUGGUGAUGCAGGAGUUGGAUUCCCACAGAUGGCUAAUGCAGCUGCAAUUGCAGCAGCUUUUGGAGGAGGUUUGCCUCCAGGAAUAAGUGGGACAAAUGAUAGGUGCACAGUGCUCGUUUCCAAUCUAAAUCCUGAUAGAAUAGAUGAGGAUAAGCUAUUCAACUUGUUCUCACUCUAUGGAAACAUUGUGAGAAUUAAACUUCUACGUAAUAAACCAGAUCAUGCUCUUGUUCAAAUGGGUGAUGGCUUCCAGGCUGAACUGGCAGUACAUUUUCUCAAGGGGGCCAUGCUAUUUGGGAAGCGACUGGAGGUCAAUUUUUCAAAACAUCCAAAUAUAACACAGGGAACUGAUACCCAUGAAUAUAUGAACUCAAAUCUCAACCGCUUUAAUCGCCAUGCUGCGAAGAACUACCGUUACUGCUGCUCCCCAACAAAGAUGGUCCAUCUUUCUACUUUACCUCAGGAUGUCACUGAAGAGGAAAUUGUGAACCACUUGGUGGAACAUGGCACCAUCGUUAAUACCAAGCUCUUUGAAAUGAACGGAAAGAAGCAAGCCCUUGUUAUGUUUGAAAAUGAGGAGCAAGCUACAGAAGCCCUUGUUUCCAAGCACGCAACCUCACUUGGUGGGUCAAUAAUCCGAAUUUCAUUCUCUCAGUUGCAGACAAUAAGAGAGAACUCACAGUAAUAGUUUGUCGGUAAGGAACUGCGAUGAUACUGGCAUUAAGAAUUCAUUAUCACCCAGGAUAUUUUAUAUCGGGUUGUAGGUUCAUCUUUUUAUUUCUUGUUUCGUUUAACGUUAAGUCUAAUUACUUUUAUGGUGCUGGAUACUAUGUUUUAUUUUUCGGUCUUCAUAUGACUAGUUCAUGUAAGGUAUGCCACUUAAUCUCUCUAGGGUCUGAAAAUUUCUGGGUAGAUUUUUUAUUAUGCGGAUAAUGGUCAGUUUUGAGGAAAUAGGGAGAGAAACAUUAGCUGAAA